This is a messenger RNA of Dissoconium aciculare CBS 342.82, 639 nucleotides long. RefSeq names its product HET-domain-containing protein. The transcript has 3 exons. The record is from RefSeq and is a predicted model, not a curated record. The annotation marks the transcript as partial. NCBI's taxonomy places the organism in Eukaryota, Fungi, Ascomycota, Dothideomycetes, Mycosphaerellales, Dissoconiaceae.
AUCAAGUGGACUGACUUACCUCUGACGUUUCAACAGGCCAUUACACUCACGAGAAGACUUGGAAUUGAGUAUAUAUGGAUCGAUUCGCUCUGCAUCAUUCAAGAGAAUGACGUAGAUUGGCACAAUGAAGCUCCAAGAAUGGAGAGGGUGUACGGCAAUUCAUAUCUUAAUUUCGCCGCCAUGGCCUCAACAGACGGUCGUGGUGGGCUCUUUCGGGAUCGUCGUCCUACUUCUCUCAGUCCUGCGACGAUCAACGCGCAGUCCGAUCGGCUGAAAGGGAGGUUUGGGAUAGUCAGACAAGACUUCUGGCAGGGUAACAUACUUGACGAGCCGCUGUAUCGAAGAGGCUGGGUAUUUCAAGAACGCAUGCUUAGUCCUCGACUCCUCCACUUUGGCAAAGAUCAAGUCUUUUGGCAGUGUUUAAGUCUCUCGGCGUGUGAGACCGCAACAGAAGGAUUACCAAGUAUCAGUCUCACUGGCGAUGAGAGAGUUGAAUUGCAAUUGGACGAUGUCUGGAAGAUGGCUGUGAAGAGCUAUACCUGUACAAAUUUAACUUAUUCCAAGGAUAGACUUAUGGCACUCUCGGGUAUAGCUAAUGUCAUGGCAGAGGCACUGAAUGAGCGUUACAUUGCAGGGUUA